UGAGACUGAUGAACCACUUUAAGGCCACUUCCCUAAAUGUCUGCACACGGCUCAUCUCUCUGUCCAUCAGAUGGUCAUAUUUCUCUUUCUGACAGACAGUGCAGAUCAGCUCGUCUGAUAGACAUGAGGUCUCUGCUGUUAAUAUCAGUGUUGUUGGCUCUCAUAAGGGGCGGCGAGGGACAGAAACUAACAGUGAUUCUCCGGCCGAAGUUCCCUCAGGUGUAUGCUGGAGAUGACAUCACUCUGAUCUGUAACCGUGAAGGAGGGAGUAAACCAACAACAUGGUAUUUUAACGGAGCACCACAAACACACAAGGAUUAUUUAAUGCUUCUUACAGCAGUGACACCAGACAACAACGGGGAGUAUAAAUGUGAUCAGGGAGGAACGAAGAGUGACCCGUUAACACUCACUGUACUGGAUCUGGAGCCUCACGCUCAGCUCUCUCCAUCUGUUGGAGGUGCUGUGAUGACCAAAGGAGAUGGAAGAAACCUGGUGCUGCAGACAGAUGAUGAUGAUCUGGAGAACUGGAAUUGUUUUGUGUUGAGGGGAGUGAGCACCUCCGCUAUAGGACUCGAUGUUAAUAAGGAGAUGAAGAGAGCUGUUAUAUUUGCAGAUUUAAAGGAAGCAGAAAGAGCAACUUUCUGGUGCAAGAAAAAGAAAGCAGUUCUUCGAAGCAAUGCAGUGACACUGAAAAAGACAGAGCUCAUGGUGAUGUUGGUUCCUCCGGCCGUUCCUGCUCUGAAGGGGGAGCCUGUGACCCUCAGGUGUGAAGUCUGGGGUAAACCAAAGCUGGACAAGACUGUCUUCUAUAAGAAUAAAACACAAAUCAAGAGCUCAGCUGAAGGCACAUACACCAUCACCAGCGCCACACAAAGUGAUAACGGCAUGUACAGCUGCCACGCCACCUACAGGUUUACACACAUCAGCACAGGAGCUGCAAAGAAGGACGGAGAUUCUGAUGCUCAAGAGUUAAAAGUUAUAGGUGGACCUCCUGCUGCAGUGAUUUCAGCGUCUGCUAACAAUCUGAAGUGUUCCUGUCCUGACUGUCCUGCCAGCUGCACAUCCUACCACUGGUAUCACACACCCUUUAAUGACCCAUUCACUCGCGAAAAACGAUCUGAAAAUGAUGAGUCUAUUACCAUAGAGAAAGAAGGAGAGUACAGAUGCCGGAGGGACUGUGGGAACGGUUUCUCCCGUUUCAGCCAUGUCUACAGCUACACAGUGACUGCAAACAUGGUGCCCAUCUUGAUGGCAGCGCUUGUGAUCUUUAUCGGGCUGCUGAUCAUUUUGCUGAUCGCGCUGAAACGCAGACGUGGAGGAAGCGCCAUCCAGGAGACCAAACAGGAUAAAAACAAGACGACAACUGGAGACUAUGAGCAAAUCCAACUCAAGGACAAGGCGGUUUACCACACCCUGGGCGAGGGCACGAGCAAGGACCAGGCCGAGGGGGGUUACGAACCCCUGCAAAAGACGCAGGAGGAGGGUGUGUACCAUACAGUAGGAGCAGUAGGACCUGUAGAGGGUCAGAGUGAAGGUCAAGCUCAAGGUGGGUACGAGGCUCUUAAGAGCAUCAAAGUGGAUGUGUACCACACAGUAGGACCAGUAGAGGGUCAGAGUGAAGGUCAAGGUCAAGGUCAAGGUCAAGGUGGGUACGAGGCUCUUAAGAGCGUCAAAGCUGAAGUGUACCAAACACUGAGUUCAGACGACUCAAAGAAGCCGGCAGGAGAAGCAGAGGGAGGAUACGAGCAGCUUCCUCAGAAAGACAAAGAUUACGAGACCGUGGCAGUGGAGGACAAUCCAUAUGAAGAAGUGAAGAAACAGAUGGGCAAAGAGAACGAAUGAAGGAAGCUGGGAAACAGUAAGCACCAAUAAUAGUCAAAUGGCUGUUUAGUCAUUGAAGGCAAAAAAAAAAAACAUUGCCAAUAGUUACAACAGUUAAUCUAAUGCAGGUUCUUGUAUUAAAUGUAAUGUAUUAAAGGGAUACUUGGUACUCCACCCAAAAAAAGAAAAACAUUACACACACACAUACUGUAUAUAUGUAUGUAUGUAUGUAUGUGUGUGUGUGUUUUAUUAUUUGUAAUGCAAGGGUACCUCCAAAUCUGACAAAUCAAGAACCAGACCAAUGAUCUUUAACCUGCAACUUCAUCAAAAUGCAACUCUCAUUCAGAUCCGACUCUAUUACGAUCAGAAACACCACUUUAUACCGUCACAUCAAUUCCUGGAAGACCAAACUAAUUUCACUCUGAAAUUUUUCCACAAGUUAGUGGUGAAGAAAUAGAUUAACACACUUCAGCUUUAAAGUCUAAUAUAACAUAUAAGCACAUAUAAAUACAGUUUACUCAAAAAAAAGAAAAAAUAUAUGCUAGAGUACAGAUUCCACAGACAGCUUCAGACAUGUUGAGAAUCCAGAUACAUUAUUAUGUAUAUAAUAAGUCAAAGAAGACCACAAUAAAAAUAAAAAAAAAAGUUUUCUUGCAAUAACACAGAAGGAUUUAAAGCACAGAAAUUCCAAGGUAUCUCAUAUAAAUAAGCAUCAAACAUAGUGUAUUUAGUGCUAGGCAAUGAUCAUUAUUUUAUAUAGUAUGUGUGUGUGCUGUGUGUAUUUAUUAUGUAUAUACAAAUACACACAUAUGAAUGUAUAUAUUUCUUUUACACCAAAAAGCAUUAGGAUAUUAAGUAAAAAUCAUAUUCCAUUAACAUAUUUUGUAAAUUUCCUACUGUAAAUAUAUCAAGAGAUAUUUUUUGAUUAGUAAUAUGCACUGCUAAGAACUUCAUUUUGACAUCAUUUGACAUCAGGUGAUUUUCUCAGUAUUUUGAUUUAUUUGCACCCUCAGAUUCCAGAUUUUCAAAUAGUUGUAUCUCAGACAAAUAUUGUCCUCCUAACAAACCAUACAGCAAUGGAAAGAUUAUUUUUUCAGAUUUCAGAAAUUGACCCUUUUGACUGGUUUUGAGGUCCAGGGUCACAUAUAUAAUGUGAACACAAACUUUUAUUUUGAUGUAAUGUGCAAUUUAGGUUUUGUCAGUGGUUCAUGUUCAUUGUAGCUUGGCAACAGUCAUGUUCUGUCAUGUGGUUCCCUUGUCAUUCUUUGGGUCAUGUAUCUUGUCUCUCAUUGGUUGGUUCUUGUCAUGUGACCUGAAUUGUUUCACAUAGAUAGCCCUCAUGUUGCCCAUGUUCUUGGUCAAGUAUUGAUGUUGUAACCACUGCUGAUAAAGCUGCAUUUGGGUUCACCACAACUUACCAUUCAGUAACUGUUAUAUUAGGAUGUCAUUACAUUUGGAUGCAAUUAAUUGAAAUUAAUCGUUGCCCAGCACAAGUAAAAGUGAAAUGACAUACAGCCAAGUAUGGUGUUUGUGAAAAGUGGGUUCAUCUCAUAGGUGUAAUGGUUUUUAUACUGUACAAACUGUAUUUUCUAUGGCCCUACACCUAACCCUAAACCUAACCCUAACCCUCAAAGGAAACUUUGUGCAUUUUUACUUUCUCAAAAAAAAAAAAAACUCAUUCUGUAUGAUUUUUAAGCGUUUUGAAAAAUGGGGACAUGGGUUAUGUCCUCAUAAGUCACCCUCUCCUUGUAAUACCUGUGUCAUACCCAUGUCAUUAUACAGAGUUGUGUCCUGAUAUGUCACAAAAACAAGAGCACACACACACACACACACACACACGACACACACACACCCGGAGCAGUGGGCAGUCAUUUAUGCUGUGUCACCUGGGAGCAGUUGGGGUUUUUGUGCCUUGCUCAAGGGCACCACAGUCGUGGUAUUGCUGGCCUUAAACCCAAACCCACAACCUUAGGAUUAGGAGUCAAACUAACCAUUAGGCCACGACUUCACCUAUAUAUAUUACUAUCAGUAGUUUCAUACAGGCAAUUGCAUUCACACAGAAUUGCAUCAAACAAGUUAUUGGGAAUAUCUGUGUGAAUUUAUAGUUAUGCUGAUUAUGCUGUCUAUAAUAUUUCUCAGCUUGUGUCACUCUUAUUCAAUUGCAAAUGCAUUUGCAUCAUAUCUGUUUCAUUGUUUCAUCAUGUUUCAUUUGCACUGUAGUCUCAUGGUUUCAUCAUGUUUAUGUUCAUGUUUUAUUUCAUGUGCAUUGUUGUUUUGUUGUUUUUAUAAAGCACUUUAAUAACUUAAUGCAUUUUCAGCUUUAUUAAUUGGUUGAAAAUAGCUUUAUUAAAUAUCAAAAUAAGCACAGCUUUAUAACUGAAUACAAUAUGGAAUUUACAAUUUUUUUACUGCAAUGCUACUGUAAUUCAAUCUUUCUCCACUAAAGGGCAAAUUGGUGACCAUUAUCAAAUCCAGUCCUGUUGAGAUUCACAAGGUCACUGCAGGAGUGAUUUGGUUUUUGUCUUUAUACAUACUGGUUUGUCAUUUUAGUUUUUAUUAAAUAAAAAUUAAAAACAAUCUCAUAAAUUCCUUGUGUAAUUCUGAGUGUGUCAAAUUAAAUUGUAAAUAAAUUAAUCCUCUGCUUCUU
This is a messenger RNA of Carassius gibelio (silver crucian carp), 4468 nucleotides long. RefSeq lists its product as uncharacterized. Gene Ontology annotation, biological process: cell surface receptor signaling pathway. The coding region runs from base 37 to 1842 and encodes 601 amino acids. Gene Ontology annotation, molecular function: transmembrane signaling receptor activity. NCBI's taxonomy places the organism in Eukaryota, Metazoa, Chordata, Actinopteri, Cypriniformes, Cyprinidae. The record is from RefSeq and is a predicted model, not a curated record. The transcript is spliced from 7 exons.